AUGGCCUCCGUCGGCCCUUACGUCCUCCCCGGCGACGUGAUCGACGACUCCCUCAUCCCCUCGCAUCAGAAACUUCCCCUGCGCCUCGGUCCUGGUCUCCGACAUGUUCCUCCCAGACAAAUAGUGCCCACCAUCGCCGGCAAGCUCGUCACAGAUUGCAAGAAGAACUCAAUAUGGGUUGAGCAGACAAGUGGAAGGUAUAUACCCGCCGUAGGCGACCUCGUCGUCGGCACCGUCCAGCGCACCGCCGCCGAACUCUACUACGUCCUCCUCGCCGACUACUCAACACCCGCAAUGCUUCCCCAACUCUCCUUCGAAGGCGCGUCCAAAAAGACCCGCCCCCAAUUAGCAGCCGGCGCCCUCGUCUACGCCCGCGUCACCCUGGCGAACAAGCACAUGGACCCCGAGCUCGAAUGCGUCUACCAAUCCACCGGCAAGAGCGACGGCCUGGGGCCCCUCGUGGGCGGCAUGCUCUUCGACAUCUCACUAGGCAUGUCGCGGCGUCUGCUCAUGCCAAAGACGACGGAUCUCGUCGUGCUGGAGGAGCUGGGUGCCACGGGCGCGGCCUUCGAGACGGCCGUCGGUCGCAAUGGCAAGAUCUGGGUCAACAGCGAGAGCACCAAGAUCAUCAUCGCGGUGGGAAGGGCGAUCCAGGAGACGGACCAGCGCGGUCUCACAAUCGAUCAGCAGAAGAAGCUUGUGAGAUCUUUAAUCAAAGAUUUGAGUUAA
Messenger RNA from Colletotrichum phormii, 729 nucleotides. RefSeq names its product exosome complex exonuclease RRP40. Gene Ontology annotation, molecular function: RNA binding. The record is from RefSeq and is a predicted model, not a curated record. The transcript has 2 exons. The coding region runs from base 1 to 729 and encodes 242 amino acids. Gene Ontology annotation, cellular component: nuclear exosome (RNase complex); cytoplasmic exosome (RNase complex). Lineage: Eukaryota; Fungi; Ascomycota; Sordariomycetes; Glomerellales; Glomerellaceae. Gene Ontology annotation, biological process: U4 snRNA 3'-end processing; TRAMP-dependent tRNA surveillance pathway; CUT catabolic process.